This is a messenger RNA of Alnus glutinosa, 1420 nucleotides long. Its product is annotated as ethylene-responsive transcription factor ESR2-like. Lineage: Eukaryota; Viridiplantae; Streptophyta; Magnoliopsida; Fagales; Betulaceae. The record is from RefSeq and is a predicted model, not a curated record. Gene Ontology annotation, molecular function: DNA-binding transcription factor activity; DNA binding. Bases 69 to 1250 code for a protein of 393 amino acids. The transcript has a single exon. Gene Ontology annotation, biological process: regulation of DNA-templated transcription.
UUCCACUAGCUAAUAUUAUUCCGCUAUUGUUCUCGUUCUCCUUCAAGAAUUUUCUCGCACAAAUAGAAAUGGAAGAAGCAUUUAGGCCGCUAAACGGGCUGAGCCACACGUCGGAGCCCAUCACUGACCACCUCCACAAGAAGUGCACCACCACCACGACCACGUCGACCAUAACCACAGCCACUGCCACCAACAAGAGGUCUAUAAGAGAAGCCAGUGGCACAAUGAGAUACCGCGGUGUGCGCCGCAGGCCUUGGGGUCGCUAUGCCGCCGAGAUCAGAGACCCGCAGUCGAAGGAGCGCCGCUGGCUCGGCACCUUCGACACGGCUGAGGAAGCCGCCUGCGCCUACGACUGCGCUGCCAGAGCUAUGCGCGGCCUCAAGGCUCGUACCAACUUCGUUUACCCGACUUCGCCGCCUCCUUCUGCUACCGACCAUCUACUCCCUCCCUUCAACUUUUCCAAACAUUCUCAGCCGUCCGUUAAGAUCCCCCUAAACCGACAGUUUGGUCCCGCUUCAAGUUGGUCACCUUUCUCCAACCCUCAUGUCGGUGAUCACUUUUCUGGGUCCGCCGGAAAUGGUUCUCUGAAUAUGUUCCUCCUUCGCGACUUGUUCCCUUCUUCCUCCAACCCAUCCUUGGUAUCACCCCCUCAGGCUAUUCAUGACCAGUUUCCUCCUUCUAGUACCUUUUCUGGGGGUUCUUUAGUGAAUCCCUCUUGUAAUUCUCAUUUGUCUGACACUUUCUUGGGGUCUUCUUCCAUGAAUCUUCCACUCGUUGACAACCAUCAGACAUAUAACUCCGGGGGUUCCAUUAGGACGACGACCACUCAACAAGUUGAUGACUCGGAGUUCUUUCCCAAAGAGCCCUCAGACUCUGGCUUGUUGGAAGAGAUUAUUCAUGGGUUUUUUCCAAAACCCUCGUCCAAGAGAUGCGACCCUCCAAAAACAGAGACCAAUCUUCCUCAGAUUUCUGAUAUGUACGUUGCUCAAUCUUUUGACGGGUUGAAAAAAGGGAUAAAAAACGAGCAUUUCGGUUUCUCGUUUGAUUAUCAAGGGGUUCCGCAGCAGUUUGAGAAUCUGAACGGGGCCAGAAACGAGCUCUUUGGCAGCUCGCAAGCAUCUGUGCCCUAUGGUUACGAGAUGCCGCCGGCGUUGAACCUUCAGUCGGGGGCGACGGAAUCCGUGUGGGAUGACAUCUUCCAGUACCCUGAGCUUUGGAAUGCCUUUGCGGCUAGGGUGCAGAAUGCUUGAGCUGUUUGGGAAAACUGUUGCUUGUUUGAAGAUAUCUCAAUGUGUUUUUGUUGACAGUACUGAUCAUAGUAACUCGAAGCUGAUCUUGAGGGUUUUUGGAAGAUUAGUUCAUCAAACAUGUUUAUGUACUUGCGUACUUCUCAGAAUGAAGAUUUUAAUUUCUUGUUAUU